AUGCAAGCUGUUCAAGUACUUAAAAAACUGCUCGAUGACUACAGGAAGACCACCCCUGGAAAGCUCAAAAUCAUAGAUGCAUACAUGCUCUAUAUUCUUCUCACAGGAAUUGCUCAGUUCCUAUACUGCCUAAUUGUUGGUACAUACCCGUUCAACUCUUUCCUCUCAGGAUUCAUUUCCACUGUCACCUCGUUCGUUCUUGCAUCUUGUCUUCGUGUGCAAGUGAAUGAGGAUAACAAAUCGGAGUUCUCUCACAUUUCACCCGAACGAGCUUUUGCUGACUUCAUAUUUGCACAUGCAGUUCUGCAUUUGGUGGUCGCGAAUUUCCUAGGUUAA
Messenger RNA from Necator americanus (New World hookworm), 336 nucleotides. RefSeq lists its product as uncharacterized. The transcript is spliced from 3 exons. Gene Ontology annotation, biological process: protein N-linked glycosylation. The coding region runs from base 1 to 336 and encodes 111 amino acids. Gene Ontology annotation, cellular component: membrane; oligosaccharyltransferase complex. The record is from RefSeq and is a predicted model, not a curated record. Lineage: Eukaryota; Metazoa; Nematoda; Chromadorea; Rhabditida; Ancylostomatidae.